Drosophila rhopaloa is the source of this 2217-nucleotide messenger RNA. RefSeq lists its product as uncharacterized. The coding region runs from base 1 to 2217 and encodes 738 amino acids. Lineage: Eukaryota; Metazoa; Arthropoda; Insecta; Diptera; Drosophilidae. Gene Ontology annotation, molecular function: nucleic acid binding. The record is from RefSeq and is a predicted model, not a curated record. The transcript is spliced from 3 exons.
AUGUCUCGUGCAAAUCUUGAACUCGGGAAAUGGGUAUCAAAUACACCAUGUAUACAAACGGAUGAUAGCGACACACAACCUGCGCAAACGUCACCAGUAAAGGUUCUCGGACUGUACUGGCAUCCUGGAAAAGACAUUCUAACGUACAAGGCCGGUCUUGCUAAAAAUCCUGAUUGCACAAAGAGACAAGUUUUGUCCGACGUCUCGAGGAUAUUUGAUCCUCUCGGACUCUUGGCACCCAUUGUAAUCCAAUUCAAAAUCCUGUUCCAAAAGCUAUGGCUCUUGAAUUUGGAUUGGGAUGACCCACUCCCAACUAAACUGGCGGACAACUGGCUAAAGUGGAGAGCAGAUCUGGACAAUCUUCAAACAUUUCAACUACCACGAUUUGUCGCCAACGACCCGGACAACAUCGAACUCCACGGAUUUUCGGAUGCGUCAACCAAGGCAUAUGCUGCUGUGGUGUACAGCAGAGUCACGAGUGACGAUGGCUCCAUCUCGGUAUCCAUUGUGGCUGCGAAAACAAGGGUGGCUCCACUGAAACAACAAUCCUUGCCACGUCUAGAACUUUGCGCAGCACUUCUCCUUAGCCAACUGAUUCGCUCGAUCACAUCUGCAUUGCGCCACAAAAACAUAACUGUUUUUGGCUGGUCCGACUCAUCAAUAGUGCUCACCUGGUUAUCGUAUACGCCAGCCCAACUCAAGACAUUUGUUGGAAACAGAACCUCGGAAAUCCUUGACACUAUUCCAAGGAGUGCUUGGCAUCACGUAGAUUCCAAAACAAACCCAGCGGACUGUGCGUCCAGGGGACUGAUGGCUGCUGAUCUCAUCGACUUCCAUUUGUGGUGGAAUGGGCCUUUAUGGCUACGGGACAAGGUGCAGUAUCUGGUAAAGUUAAACGACUCACGUUUCGGUUUAUCUCUUACAGACAAACGCAUUCAAGGAGAAGUCAAAUCCAACUGUUUGGCCACACUGGCUGAAGCAACCCCGGUUCAUCCAUUUGAUGAACUAACCGAGCGAGUGUCUUCUUGGAUCAAGCUCGUCCAUAUUGUUGGCUACGUGAAGCGGUUUAUUCAACGUACACGAAACCUAACUCCCAAAAGGGUAUCUAGCGCUCUCACAUUUGACGAGAUUAGGGAGGCAAGGAUUCUGUGCAUAAAACAAGCACAAGGUUGUUUCAAAGACGAUUACCAAUUGCUCCUCGGUAAAAAACCUUUAAGGAACCGAUCACAGCUGAUCAAACUGGCACCCAUAAUCGACGAAAACGAUUUGCUGAAGCUGAUUCUGGAACACGAGCACCGAGUGAACCUCCACCCUGGCGUUUCCUCACUUUUUGUUAUUGUUCGGCAAAAAUUCUGGAUAUUUGGAGCACGUAAUCUAAUUCGCAAAAUAACCCACGACUGUUUAGCUUGCUUUCGUCAACGCUACCACACAUCCCAGCAACAAAUGGCUGAUUUACCCAGCGUACGCAUUACACAAGCGCUUCCAUUUAUAUAUACUGGUUGCGACUAUGCAGGUCCAAUACUUCUGAAGGAUGCAAAGGUUCGGAAGCCACGUAUCAGCAAGGGCUACAUAUGCCUAUUUGUUUGCAUGGUCACCUCGGCCAUCCACCUGGAACUUGCCACAGAUUUGACGACAGAAACCUUCUUGGCUGCCUUGCGGCGCUUUAUAUCGGUACGUGGCAAGUGCAGUAAGAUCUACAGUGACAAUGGCACAAAUUUUAUUGGAGCUAAGCGAUCCCUCGACGAGAUGCAAGAAUUGCUUUCUUCACAGACACACAAGGACACCGUGUCUAGCACACUAGCGGAUGAUGGUAUCCAAUGGAUGCGCACACUUCUUGCUCAAAUAAGCGCAGUGAUAAAUUCACGCCCCUUGUGCUACACACCGGAUACGGAAACCAACUACCUAUCCCCAGCUCACUUCUUAAUUGGGCGACCAUUAACAACAGUGCUAGAUCCCGUUUUGAGUCACAUCCCAGUGGGCCGAUUAGGAUAUUGGCAAAGCAUCCAGUCUAUGCUUCAAGGAUUCUGGAGAAAAUGGCAUCAGGAGUAUCUGACUACUCUGCAGCAACGUCCAAAAUGGACUACUUCAACACCCAACAUCUCGACCGGUGAUGUUGUGCUCGUAAAAAGUCCAAUUCACCACCGGCAUCUUGGCACAUCGCUCGGGUUAUGGAAACCUAUCCAGGGAAGGACAAUCUCGUUCGAGCAGUCAAAUUGA